Molecule: messenger RNA, 2132 nt
Organism: Meriones unguiculatus (Mongolian gerbil)
Lineage: Eukaryota; Metazoa; Chordata; Mammalia; Rodentia; Muridae
Gene: Ska3
Product: spindle and kinetochore associated complex subunit 3
Exons: 9
Coding region: 153-1304 (383 amino acids)
Biological process (GO): chromosome segregation; mitotic cell cycle
Cellular component (GO): outer kinetochore; spindle microtubule
Source: RefSeq, a predicted model, not a curated record
CCAGACUUUCCACUGCAAGCUGCGGGGCCUGGCCGCCGUGCUGGACGGCGAGACGGCCCAGCUGCUGCGAGCGCUGGACGGCGAGGACGGCGGUGAGCGGGCGCGGGCGGCCGCGGCCCCCGAGAGGGGCGGCAGACUUUGAGGAUUCUCCAAUGAGAAUUUUGUAUGACCUUCAUUCAGAAGUCCAGACCCUAAAGGAUGAUGUUAACACCGUUCUUGAUAAAGCAAGGUUGGAAAGCCAAGAAAGCACAAGUUUCAUAAAGGCAACAAAAGUACUGAUGAGAAAAAAUACAGCAGACAUCAUAAAACUAAGAGAAUAUUUCCAGAAGUAUGGAUAUCAAACACGGGACAAAGAUUCAGCAUAUGAGCAGAGAGAGGGGAAGUCCACCCCAGAGGUGGCUGUGUGUGAAGAUGUCGAGGAGCCUGGCGUGAAGGGUGACCUGUCUGAUCCAUGUGUUCCAAGCAGUUCUGUUUCUGAAAAGCCUCUGCGCAGCCCACAGCUCUCAGAUUUUGGACUCGAGCGGUACAUGGUCUCCCAAGUCCCAGCGAACCCUCCCCAGACAGCCAUCAGCCUUGAAGAGGAGUGUGUGUCUGAAACCCCUCCUGCCAAAGAGCCUUUUGUUAAAGUGCUCAAGACCCCCAGAUGUGCCAUAAGGAUGGAUGAUUUUGAGUGUGUAACCCCAAAAUUAGAACACUUUGGUAUAUCUGAAUAUACUAUGUGUUUAAAUGAAGAUUAUACAAUUGGACUUAAAAACAUGAAGAACAUUAAGAGUUUCCGUGAGAGUGGAACCAGUGAAGAGGCCUGUGACCUGUCCGUACAGACAAGGCCUGUGACCAGUAAUAAUUCUUUUGUUAUUCCUGGUCCCAUAAUCCAGCAGCUGGAAAAAACUGAUGCUGAAUACACCAAGUCACCAUUGCCACCUAAAUUCUGCACUCCUGGUUUGAAGAUUCCUUCUACAUUGGACAGUGCACAUUUGGUGUAUAAAAAUUAUCCAUUAUCAAAGUCAAAUACUUCAGUGAGUGAUUUGGAUGUUAAGGAUUGUGCUCCGUUAAUCCUAAAUUCAGAUGAAUGCUAUGAGAAUUUUACAGAUCCCCCUUCUCCUACAAUUACUUCUUGUGAAAAUAUCAGAACACCCAGUCCUCCAGAAGUCACUGCAAUUCCAGAAGACAUUCUCCAGAUGUUAACAAAGCACAAUCCAAACCUACCUUCUCCAGUGGAGGUUAAAGCAGCGCUGCCCAGGAGAGGCUUCCUCAAGUUCGAGGGCCAGAACACCAGAUGUGCUGCCAACAAGGAGAACUGGUGACCAUGAGUAAGACACACACGUGUCUUGAAAAUGGGGAAUUCUAAUGUGGAUACAUCCAAUACAGAAGCUGGACAAAGAUAGGAAAGCAAGCUGGACUGAAGUUCUCAAAUUUUCUAUUCAAAAUUUUAGAGAGACCAGUGGAGCUGGAAGGAAGGCUCACUGCCGUCAGUCAUCCUGCUUUCUCCUAGUCUUUCACUUACUUCAUUCUUAGAUGAAUUUUUCCGUUCCACCACAGUGUGUUGGCCUCUCCAGCUUCCAUCUCCAGCUUGGCCACUCAGCAGAUCUAAACCUCAUUCUAUCUAGAAGAUUCUGAUCCUGAGCCAGGAGCCAUCUUGAUUCUAGAACUAUCUAAUGUCCUUUGAGCCUAAGAUCCUUCCGAUCCAAGAACUAGAAAGUAAAUCUGCAAAUUCAUGGUAGUGCUCCCAGGAGAGCUCUGCAUUGCUCCAGUUGGGGAGUGAGGGGCCGGUGUUCUGUAGAGACCAGCUAACAUUCUGAGAAAGAAUUAGCAGUUACCCUAAGGUGCUUCAUGGGCUUCCUAGCUUUAGGAUUUUUUUUUUCUCUGUGUAGCCCUGGCUAUCCUGAAAUUCACUCUGUAGACCAGGCUGACCUCAAACUCACAGAGAUCCUCUUGCCUCUGUCUCCCAGGUAUAGGGCUUAAAGGCAUGUACCACCACUGCCCAGCAGCUUUAGGAAAUUUUGUGUAGAAUUAAGAUUAUUCUAAUUGCAGAUUGAAAAUCAAGUGGAAGAAUUCCAGGGCAAUUCUAAGUUGUUGGUGUUUGUUUGUAUCUUUGGUUACAUAAUGUAAAAUAAAUGAUUUUCAAAGUAAAA